UCCCGUGCAGACAGACGCAGCCGACAUUUGCACGUGCAAACGUGCACCUGAAUACAACGAAUAGCGAGACGUAAUGAGGAGAAGGGAGAAAGUAGUGUAUAUAAAGAGGUGGCCGUGACUUUGAAAGCAUCGUAGAGUCUGUUGCGCGUUCUACGGACAGGCAUCGCAGAAUCGAUUCCCGACGGUGUUUUCGUGAUUUCGCAAAUCAUGAAGCUUUUCGUGCUCGCCACAAUGGUGGCCGCAGUGUGGGCUUCUUACGAGGAGGAGCACGGUAGUAGCACCUAUCACGAGACGUCUAAGCCAGUGGAGAUACCGAUCUACAAGAAAUACGCGAUACCAAUCCCGCACCCGGUCGCCGUCCCAGUUCCACAGCAAAUUAAGAUUCCCAUACCUCAGCCCUAUGAAGUCCAAGUCGCAGUUCCACAUCCGGUGCCCGUGGAAGUUAUUAAACACGUUGAGAUACCUAUAGAGAAGCCGGAACCAUAUGUUGUAGAAAAAAAGAUACCAUACGUCGUUGAGAGGCCGUAUCCAGUGACAGUGGAGAAGCACUUUCCAGUGCCAAUACCUAAACCGUAUCCAGUUCACGUGCCUGUGUACAAGCACGUUUUCCACCAUAAGAGUUCAGGACACGGCUGGAAAAAGCACUGAUUCAUAAGUUUGGACGAUUCUCUUCAGUAGCCUUAUGCCAAAAAUAGCGACAAGCGUUACACGAACAACAUUAGGUCGUAAGCGUUGUGAUGUUUGUAUAUAGUUUAUUAAUAUAAAUCUAACAUUUAUAUUUGUUAUGUUUAAAUAAACUCUUUCUUCUUAUACGCGCAUGGACUUAUCACUCUUUAAAUGCCAAUUGAUAGAGAAUUAUAAAAUAAUUAAUUGCAUCGUAG
This is a messenger RNA of Vollenhovia emeryi, 881 nucleotides long. Its product is annotated as mantle protein-like. Bases 208 to 648 code for a protein of 146 amino acids. The record is from RefSeq and is a predicted model, not a curated record. NCBI's taxonomy places the organism in Eukaryota, Metazoa, Arthropoda, Insecta, Hymenoptera, Formicidae. The transcript has 3 exons.